UCUGUGCUGUACUCUAUUCUGAGUUCUUGGCUUAUUCUCUACUUUUGUAUAAUUAUCUGUUUGCUUAUCAUUAUUUCAUUAAUUAUUCUAAUUUCCUUGUAAUAUAAAUAGAGAAGUUAUUCCUUAAACACAAGUGUUAUACUUGAGCAUUGUUCGUUAUAUUAAAUUCAGCAAAUAGAAGUGAUUAGUGUUGUUUAACGUGGGAGUACAACUUGUUGACUUGUGCUAGUUUACGUGUGUGAAUAUGAGUUCGAGACACCGUGACCGGAGUCGCUCCCGUGAUCGCCACAAGGAUCGGGAUCGCGAAAAGAAUCGGGACCGCGACAGGGAUCGUGACAAGGAUCGGGACAGGGACCGGGACAGGGACAGGGACAGAGACAGAGAGAGGGACAGAGGGCGAGACCGCGACAGGGGCCGCGAUAGAGACCGCAGCCAUCGUUCCAAGAGAGAUAAAGACAGGGAGCGCAGUCGUAGUCGAGACCGUCACAAGGAGAAGAGGAGUAGAAGCCAGUCACACUCCAGGAGUCGCAGCCGCGGGAGAAAGUCUAAAGACAGGGAUGGCACAAUCGCAUUGUUGGACCAGAUGGUGGGCACAACGACCAAGGCCACCGCUCGCCAGGUGACCAGCACCGCGACCAUCAACCCCGCCACACAGGCCGCCAUCCUAGCCGCUGCUGCCGUAGCUCAGACGUUCGUGGCGCAGCGCCGCAUGGCAGCCCCGGUGCAGCCGGCCGCGGCCGCCGCCGCCGCGCUGUCGGCCGCCACCGCCAUCCCGCCGCCCACCUCCGUGCAGCAGAAGCUGGAGCUCCUCCAGGCGCGCUCCGAGUCGAGGUACCGCGACAAGCCCGCGCACCACGACUACCACCCCGACGACGACCACGACGACGGACAAGGCCCGCCCGGGGAGACGGCGGCGGAGCGGCGCGCGCGGCGGAGACGCACGCGCUGGACGGGCUCCGAGCACGACAAGACCUUCAUCCCGGGCCUGCCCACCGUGCUGCCGUCCUCGCUCACCCGCGACCAGGAGGAGCAGUACCUCCUGCAGCUGCAGAUCGAGGAGGUGAGCCGCAAGCUGCGCUCCGGGGACCUCGGCAUCCCCGCCAACAUCGAGGAGAGGUCGCCGUCGCCGGAGCCGAUCUACUCGACCGACGGCAAGCGACUCAACACGCGCGAGUACCGCACGCGCCGCAAGCUGGAGGAGGAGCGGCACCGCCUCGUGCAGCGCAUGCAGCAGAUCAACCCUGAGUUCAAGCCGCCGCCGGACUACAAGCCGCCGAUCAUCCGCGUGCAUGAUAAAGUAAUGAUCCCGCAGGAGGAGCACCCCGACAUCAACUUCGUGGGACUGCUCAUAGGACCGCGGGGAAAUACACUCAAAGCGAUGGAGAAGGAAACCGGCGCGAAGAUAAUAAUCCGCGGCAAGGGAUCCGUGAAGGAAGGCAAAGUGGGACGCAAGGACGGACAACCGCUGCCCGGCGAGGACGAGCCACUGCACGCCUACAUCACCGCCACCAACGCAGACUGCGUCAAGAAAGCCGUCGAAAAGAUCAAGGAGGUGAUCCGUCAGGGUGUGGAGGUGCCGGAGGGGCAGAACGACCUGCGGCGGAUGCAGCUCCGGGAGCUGGCGCAGCUCAACGGCACGCUGCGGGAGAACGACGCAGUACGCUGCGCCAACUGCACCGCCACAGACCACAAGACCUGGCUCUGCCCGGACAAGCCGAACGUGACCAACAGCAUCGUGUGCUCGUCGUGCGGCGGCGCCGGACACAUCGCCCGGGACUGCCGCGCCAAGCGCCCGGGGCAGGCCGGGCCUCCCGCGCACGCCAGCCGCGCCAAGAUCGACGAGGAGUACCUCUCACUCAUGGCCGAGCUGGGGGAGGCCGCGCCCGGGCCCGCGCCCGCCGCGCCGCCCCGCCGCCCCCACGGGGGGUCCUUCGGGCCCGCGCCCCCGCCGCGACCCAUCAUGCCCGCGCCCGGAGGCGGGCCACCAGCGCUGCCCCCGUCCGGGUUCCCCAUGCACGGCCAGCCGGCGCCCUGGCUCGGUGUGAGCGGUGCAGGUGGACAGCCACCACCGCCGGGCAGUGCAGUACCUCCGCCGCCACCUCUCCACCACCGCCCGCACCACCAGGGUGACAACAAAAUGGGCCCACCCAACGGACCGCCGCACAUGCCGCCGCCGCCGCCGCCAGGGAAUUGGAACGGCAACCAAGACGGACGACCUGCCGGCAUGGUGGGCGUGGGAGUCCCGGGCGGGUGGCGCGCGCCGUACGGGGCUCCGCCGUGGGCUCCCCCGCCGCCCGCAUACCUGGCGCCUCCGCCGCCGCCCCCGCCCGCAUCCUCCGCCUAGCGACACCACCCCACACGGACACUCCACGACUAUUACAGUAAAAAAAGCAUACCAAUCGCUGGUCGUAGCGAUUUGAAGAUUCCUUCCCAACGUAAACUAUUCGAUGUAAAAUUUGUAACGUGUCACAUCGUAAGUGAUAGUGGUGGCCGCACACGUGCGAUUAUGACGUCAUGAGUGACGUCACACGUACACGUAAUUAAACACGUUUUAUAUAUUUGAUAGUAAAACAUACCACACUCCGUAUAGAUUCACCAAAUACUUAUAUGUAUCAAAAAAAUUUAAUUGUAAUUCCGAAAUAUAUGCACAAAUAAAUAUUUAGUUACUGUCUGUGCCCGCGCGUUAAUUUUCAAUAAAAAUUAGUUAGUUUUUGCGUGUAAGAGUAACAAACAUCCAAUCUCAGCGUUUACAAUAUUAAGAUUGUUUGUACACAUUUAAAGACAUAUUAUUUGUAGGUACACAUCAUGUACCUACCUACUGCUGCACAAGUGUACGAAAUACGACUCUCGACCUGUGACUUUGGGAUUUUAACUGGAGCCAAGUGUCUGGUUGGUAGCCGAUCACUUUAUCUUGACGAUAACAUAAUUCUUAUUUUAUAAUGUAAUUAUAAUAUUAAACAAUUUCAAUGUGUACCAUUGUUUUUAUUUCACUCCCUUGACAUACCUCUCGGGGAUUUGAUCCCGGGAUCCCGGUCGAAAUUUCGGUCUCGAAUACCUCGGGAUUUUAUGUAAAUGUAUGAUUAUCAAAAUGUUUACGAAUUAAUUUCAUGAAACGAAACAAACUUAAUGUCAAUUUAACAUUUAUCGGCCAUCUUGGAUAAUCAGCUGAUUGAAUUAGUUUGCGAUGGCGUUGUGUGUGAACUGUGAAUGUGUACAAAGUUCGUCUUCACGGCGAUCUGAGAAAUGAAUUUCGUAGCAAAUAUUUCGUUGAUUAUAAGCGCAACGUGUAUUGUAAGAACUACAAUGAUAAGAAUUACAAUAUUUGUCGAAGUCGAUGGUUUCGCAUACCUACUUGUCUUACAUUCCUAUAGUAGUAGGGUAUUUUUCUAGGUUUCUCUAAGUGAGUCUAACAAAAUUGAUUUCUUCAAAGCAUAAUUUUUAGUAAGUAUUACAAUUUGUAAACUAUAAAUAUUAGUUUUCAAUGAAAUUAGAAGCAAAUUUUGUUUA
This is a messenger RNA of Achroia grisella, 3507 nucleotides long. RefSeq names its product splicing factor 1 (gene SF1). NCBI's taxonomy places the organism in Eukaryota, Metazoa, Arthropoda, Insecta, Lepidoptera, Pyralidae. The coding region runs from base 245 to 2344 and encodes 699 amino acids. The transcript has 14 exons. Gene Ontology annotation, biological process: regulation of mRNA splicing, via spliceosome. The record is from RefSeq and is a predicted model, not a curated record. Gene Ontology annotation, cellular component: nucleus. Gene Ontology annotation, molecular function: zinc ion binding; mRNA binding.